Molecule: messenger RNA, 1106 nt
Organism: Cyphomyrmex costatus
Lineage: Eukaryota; Metazoa; Arthropoda; Insecta; Hymenoptera; Formicidae
Gene: Spt3
Product: Transcription initiation protein Spt3
Exons: 6
Coding region: 80-1012 (310 amino acids)
Biological process (GO): transcription by RNA polymerase II; RNA processing
Cellular component (GO): cytoplasm; nuclear exosome (RNase complex)
Molecular function (GO): transcription coactivator activity; RNA binding; protein heterodimerization activity
Source: RefSeq, a predicted model, not a curated record
UCUAUAGUGUUUGUUCCCUAGAUUCUAACAUUUUACAUUAUAUUGUCAUUUGAUAAAGUAGUGAUACAAAUAACCAAAAAUGGCAGAAGCGUCAUUUUUUAAACCAUCAGACACUGAAUCACUGAAUUACACUCAGGAAAUUCGGCAGAUGAUGCAUGGAUUUGGUGACAGUAGCGAACCAUUGUUUGAAUCUGCAAAGAUUAUAGAGGAUGUUGUGCUACAACAAAUGAAAGCAAUUGUUAGAAGAGCUUGUGAAAUCGCAGACAGACGAUCUAGUUCGAAAAAGAGCAAUAUUAUUAGUGGUGAAGAUCUACUCUUUUUAUUGCGUAAAGAUAAGAUUAAGCUUCAACGGAUUGUAAAAUAUCUUGAACUUAAAGAAUUAGGAUCCUCGGUUCAAAAACUUAUUACAGUGAACGAUGUGCCACAAAAUGUCACGAAUCCUGAACAACUGGAAGGUACCAAGAAAAAAGUGCCGUUUCAAAGUUUUCUAGAACAGAUUGACAACACAGGUGAACUUAUGGAAAAUUCAUCCUCGGUCGACGACGUUAAACGACGUAGAUGCAUUCGUGCGGACAUAGCGUCAAGGUCCAUGGAUGAGAUGCAUUACAUGAAAUUCAGUAAGGCACGUCGUGUGUCUUUUGCAAACAAAAAUCGUCAUAAAUUCAGCGAUUGGAUUUGCGCGGAUGGUGAUGUUACCGUAUCGAAGCAAGCAUACACAAUUUUAUCUUAUCUUGCAUAUGAAACAGUUGCUCAAAUUGUUGAUCUCGCAUUCUUAGUUCGGCACGAUCAGGGUAAAAUGCACGGCGAUGCCAUAGAUCGGCAACGACUCAAUUAUAUUAAUCCAUUUACAUUCAAGCCGCGUUAUCAUAGCAAGAAUUUUGUAACGAAACCGUUAACUCCUUCGGAGAUAAGUGAAGCUCUGAGAAGGUAUUGGUCUCCACAACUAGAUAUGACAGGUCCAUUUAAUAGAUGGUCUAUGAGAAGACCACACUUGAAACUCCUUUCAUGUUAGAUGUAAAGAUGUGAAAAAGGCUUUCUACUUAGUAUUGGACUAGACCCACCGCCAAUAUUUCUUAUGAGAUUCCUCAGCGUCUUUGGAUUUUCCA